Molecule: messenger RNA, 3640 nt
Organism: Pseudophryne corroboree (corroboree frog)
Lineage: Eukaryota; Metazoa; Chordata; Amphibia; Anura; Myobatrachidae
Product: zinc finger protein 271-like
Exons: 7
Coding region: 545-3058 (837 amino acids)
Biological process (GO): regulation of transcription by RNA polymerase II
Cellular component (GO): nucleus
Molecular function (GO): DNA-binding transcription factor activity, RNA polymerase II-specific; RNA polymerase II cis-regulatory region sequence-specific DNA binding
Source: RefSeq, a predicted model, not a curated record
AAGGAGCAGAGAGGAGACAUCGGGUAAUGAUUGAGUCUAUAUCGGAGUGGGAGAAGGGACCUUCUGACGUUUCAAGGGUGGAGACACGUCACCAGGGGGAGGAGCUACGGGCGAACAGGGUACCGAAAAGUAACCUCGCGGGCUCGCUCCGCUUCGCUCGCCACCUGAUUACUAAAGGUAAUAAUAGUUGGUGGCGUGAAUAGUAGAGGAACUAUCCCGCUGGCCUAGCUCCUCCCCCUUGUGUCGUGGCUCCUCCCCCUGACGGAAAAGGUCCCUUAGGCCACUUGGAUCUAGCCUCAACCAUCAGGAUUACAUAGUAGUGAAGAAGACAUCCGGUAAGUGUGAGACACCCAGCAGCCAUCACCGUGUGUCAGGAGGACUGAGCAGUUCCCAGAGCUCCAUCACGGUGUCUCCACUUCACUCACUGAUACAUGAGAGACACAAUGACCAGAAGAUCCUGGAACUCACCAGCAAGAACAUUCAGCUGCUGACUGGAGAGGAGGUGAAGUAUAUAGAGGAACACAGGGGUCUGUACAAGGACGUGAUGAUGGAGAAUCACUGGCCCCUCACAUCACUGGAUGGACCCAGUAACAGAGAUACCCCAAAGAGAUGUCCCCGUCCUCUGUAUUCCCAGGAUUGUACAGAGGAGAAUCACAAGACCCCACAGGAGGAUCAGAGUGAAGAUCUGGCUAAAGAUAUAGAGGUAGAAAAAGAGACGUAUGUGACUGAUAUAAAGGCAGAAGAUAUAGAGAGAGAAGAAGAGACGUAUGUGACUGAUAUAAAGGCAGAAGAUAUAGAGGGAGAAGAAGAGACGUAUGUGACAGAUAUGAAGGCAGAAGAUAUAGAUGGAGAAGAAAAGAUGUCUGUGACUGAUAUGAAGGCAGAAGAUACAGAGGGAGAAGAAGCGACGUAUGUGACUGAUAUAAAGGCAGAAGAUACAGAGAGAGAAGAGGAGACGUAUGUGACUGAUAUAAAGGCAGAAGAUAUAGAGGGAGAAGAAGAGACGUAUGUGACUGAUAUGAAGGCAGAAGAUACAGAGGGAGAAGAGGAGAUGUAUGUGACUGAUAUAAAGGCAGAAGAUAUAGAGGGAGAAGAAGAGACGUAUGUGACUGAUAUAAAGGCAGAAGAUAUAGCGGGAGAAGAAGAGACGUAUGUGACUGAUAUAAAGGCAGAAGAUACAAAGGGAGAAGAAGAGAUGUAUGUGACUGAUAUGAAGGCAGAAGAUAUACAGGGAGAAGAAGAGACGUAUGUGAGGGGUGAUCAGCAGUGUAAGGAGGAGGAGAUCCCUACAGAUAUCAGCACAGGUGGAUGUGGCAGCCGGAAUGUCUCAGAGGAUCAUCUGAUUCUGUUGCCAGAUGGUGAAAUAGAAGAAAAUUAUGUCACCCAAGAAUCACCAGAAGAAAUCCCUCUUACCCCAGUUACACAGACAGCACAUCACCGUGCAGAUAUGUCACCUGGUCCCUCUGAUCCUGGGGAAUCUUCUCCUGAUAACUCUGAUAUUGGUGCAUCUGUUACAGCUCUUACAGUAGAUACAGAGUUACCCUCUACAGUAGAUGCCAAAUGUUUUACACAGGACACACAGGUUAUUACCCAUCAGCCAGGUGAGAGGCCAUUUCCAUGUUCUGAGUGUGGGAAAUGUUUUACACGGAAGUCACAUCUUGUUACUCAUCAAAGAAAUCACACCGGUGAGAAGCCAUUUCCAUGUACAGAGUGUGGGAAAUGUUUUAUAUGGAAAUCCGAUCUUGUUAUACAUCAGAGAACUCACACAGGUGAGAAGCCAUUUCCAUGUUCUGACUGUGGGGAAUAUUUUAGAAAUAAGUCAGCUCUUGUUACACAUCAGAGAAAACACACAGGAGAGAAACCAUUUCCAUGUUCUGAGUGUGAGAAAUGUUUUAUAGUCAAAUCAGCUCUUGUUAGACAUCAGAGAAGUCAUACAGGUGAGAAGCUAUUUCCAUGCUCUGAGUGUGGGAAAUGUUUUACAGACAAAUCAGGUCUUGUUACACAUCAGAGAAGUCACACAGGUGAGAGGCCAUUUCCAUGCUCUGAGUGUGGGAAAUGUUUUACUAUGCAAUCAAAUCUUGUUAGACAUCAGAGAAGACACACAGGCGAGAAAGCAUUUCCAUGUCCUGAGUGUGGGAAAUGUUUUACAGAUAAAUCAUCUGUUGUUAGACAUCAGAGAUAUCAUACAGGCGAUAAACCGUAUCCAUGCUAUGAGUGUGGGAAAUGUUUUAGAGAAAAAUCAUCUUUUGUUAGACAUCAGAGAUAUCAUACAGGUGAUAAACCGUAUCCAUGCUAUGAGUGUGGGAAAUGUUUUACACAGAAAUCAGAUCUUGCUAGACAUGAGAAAAGUCACACAGGUGAGCGCCCAUUUCCAUGUCCUGAGUGUGGGAAAUGUUUUACACGGAAAUCACAUCUUGUUACUCAUCAGAGAAGUCACACCGGUGAGAAGCCAUUUCCAUGUUCUGAGUGUGGGAAAUGUUUUAUAUGGAAAUCAGAUCUUGUUAAACAUCAGAGAACUCACACAGGUGAGAAGCCACUUCCAUGUUCUGACUGUGGGGAUAAUUUUAGAAAUAAAACAUCUCUUGUUACACAUCAGAGAAAACACACAGGAGAGAAACCAUUUCCAUGUUCUGAGUGUGAGAAAUGUUUUAUAGUCAAAUCAGCUCUUGUUAGACAUCAGAGAAGUCAUACAGGUGAGAAGCUAUUUCCAUGUUCUGAGUGUGGGAAAUGUUUUAGAGACAAAUCAGGUCUUGCUAGACAUCAGAGAAGUCAUACGGGUGAGAAACCAUUUCCAUGUCCUGAGUGUGGGAAAUGUUUUGCAGAUAAAUCAUCUGUUGUUAGUCAUCAGAGAUAUCAUACAGGUGAUCAACCGUAUCCAUGCUAUGAGUGUGGGAAAUGUUUUAGAGAAAAAUCCUCUGUUGUUAGACAUCAGAGAAGUCACACAGGUGAGAGGCCAUUUCCAUGCUCUGAGUGUGGGAAAUGUUUUAGAGAAAAAUCCUCUGUUGUUAGACAUCAGAGAAGUCACACAGGUGAGAAGCCAUUUCCAUGUCCUGAGUAAGUGGAGAUAUUCAGGUGGUACAUUGUGUGUAUGAGAAUAUUUUACCAAAAAAAUAAACAUCAGUAAGCAUAGUAUGUAUCAUGUUAUAGGCUACUGUAUUGUGCUAAUUUAUUUUAAUAAUUCAAUAAAAUAUCACAAUGAAAUCAUAAAAUCUAUAAAAUAAACAUAUUUGGUGGAUUGCAGUAAAUACUUACUUCUUAUUUUAUACUAUUCCUCAUGAAUCAAUCUGGCUCCGCUGUUGUAGUGAUUACUGUAUGGCAGUGUGGUGAUUACUGUAUGGUGGUGUGGUGAGUACUGUAUGGCGUGGCGAUUACGGUAUAGGGAUAUGGCAAUUACUGUGUGGCGAUUACUGUAUGGUGGUGAGGUGAUUACUGUAUGGCAGUGUGGCGAUUACUGUGUGGCGGUGUGAUUACUGUAUGGCGAUGUGAUUACUGUAUGGCGGUGUGGCGAUUACUAUAUGGCGGUGUGAUUCAUGUAUGGCUGUGUAGUGAUUACUGUAUGGCGGUGUGGUGAUUACUGUAUGGCAGUGUGAUUACUGUAUGGCGGUGUGGUGAUUACUGUAUGGUGGUGUGAUUACUGUAU